This is a messenger RNA of Guillardia theta CCMP2712, 668 nucleotides long. RefSeq lists its product as hypothetical. The transcript has a single exon. Lineage: Eukaryota; Cryptophyceae; Pyrenomonadales; Geminigeraceae. The record is from RefSeq and is a predicted model, not a curated record. The coding region runs from base 183 to 602 and encodes 139 amino acids.
GCGAGCGAGAGAGACGCGUCAACCAGAGCAAAGGAAUCUCAGACUUGAGCGUUGAACCAUACUUACAGGAGGACACACAGAGUGAAACAGAGUGAAGGAGAAAGCCGGAGCCGAGCACCAGUACUGGAAAAGCAGGAAAGACGGAGCAGCUAGACUCAAAAGUUUCUCAGGGCGAACCGAAAAUGUCCGCAACAAAGAAUGUUUUCGAUGAUUUCUUUGGGGCUUCUCCAUGCAUUUCUCCUGUCUCUUCGAAGCAGAACCUCGCGCUGUUCUUUGAGGAAGCCAUCCAAGAAGAGCAGUUCCAAGGGGCUUCAGCCGAUUCUAGCAAGGACUUCAGAUCCUCGGACGGGAGCGAGGCUGGAGGCUUCAAGGGCGAUGGCACCAACCAGGCGCUCAAGGACUCCUCUGCGCCUAUGCUUCGGAGCACCAAGAACCGAGGAUCGAUCGGGUUGAAGGCUGUGCGCCCGGUCUCCAAGAACACCCUGGAGAUGAACGCGCUCAAGAACAGGCUAGCAUCCCUUGUUAUGCAAGACUCCAGCGAUGACGAGAACUGCGAGGAGUUCGACAAGUACAUCCAAGCGAACUGGUCUCCGGAGAAGUGAUUUGAUUUUAACUUGUGAGAAGUAGAUGUAAACUAAGCUAAAUAAUGAAUGAUUGUUUGUACUGCA